Messenger RNA from Mercurialis annua (annual mercury), 4984 nucleotides. RefSeq names its product nuclear pore complex protein NUP160. Gene Ontology annotation, cellular component: nuclear pore. The transcript has 27 exons. Bases 72 to 4592 code for a protein of 1506 amino acids. Gene Ontology annotation, molecular function: structural constituent of nuclear pore. Lineage: Eukaryota; Viridiplantae; Streptophyta; Magnoliopsida; Malpighiales; Euphorbiaceae. The record is from RefSeq and is a predicted model, not a curated record.
CAUGGCAUUUUAAACCCCAGUUAUACCCGUCCGCUAGGGUUUAAGCAAGCAAAUCAGCUUCAAUAAAAAAAAUGGCGAAUAGGCCGAUGUUAGCCGGCAUGGAAGUCCCAAUCACCGGCACCGAUUCCGUCAAAUGGCUCCAGCUCUCCGUUCCCGACAGUCAUUUAUCUACCUUCUCCGCAACUUCACCGCCUUUGACCUAUCCCGCUAGAGACUGUGCUUCCUGCUCCGUAAUUGGAGACCCGCCCGUCUAUGUUAUUUGGAGGAUCCACAAGAAUUUACCAAAUGCUAUUGAGUUGCUUGAACUUUCUACUGAUAAAGAAUCCCCGACAAUUGGUCUCCGUAUCAACUUUUUUGAUCCGCUUUAUACUUUCGCUUUUAUUUGCGGGAACCAGUUUGGUCCACCAGCAUAUCCCUAUCUGCUUUAUGCAUUGACUGUCGCUGGAGUUGCUUACGUUUUCAAGCUAAAGAAUGUUUCUAAUUAUACUUCCAGCUUGGUGUUCCAGCCCGAUGAAGUUAUAGAAAUUAAUUUGCACAGUUAUUUUGAUUGUUCUACGAUAACUAGUGUAGCUGCCACUAUUGGAUGCCUUGCUAUUGGAAGAAAUGAUGGAUCGAUUGCUUGUUUCCAACUUGGUUCAGUUGAUCAAAGUGCUCCUGGUUUUAUGUAUGAGCUGCGAGAUGAUUUGGGCAUCAAUCGUUUAUGGGGCUUCAUGUCAAGGAGUAGGGUGGCAGGGGCUGUUCAAGACUUGGUAGUACAUGAGUUCUGUGGACAAAAGCUUUUGUUUGGGCUUUACUCUGAUGGAAUGUUGAAGGUAUGGGAUCUGUCCGGUCGUGGCAAGAUCUUCAAUCACACCAUAGGCUCACCAAAUUCAGAAGGUGCAACAUAUGUAAGGUUAUGUGUGGGUGAAGCUGCAAAGGAUUCAAGCUUAAUUCCCUUGGCUGUCUUGUAUGGUCACAAUAUGGAAGAUAGCAUGCCGAUGAUCCACAUUCUAAGACUCCACUGUGUUUUUGGGGACAGGAUCAGUUUGUCAGUGGAGUCUCCAAUGCAAAGUAUUCCCCUUCAGGAGGGGGAAUUCAUUGACUUCAAACUUGCUUCAGAUAAACUAUGGAUAUUGAAGGACAAUGGAUUAGUGUUUCAUAAUUUAUUUCAUACAAAUGAGAAUGAGAAGGAAGCCAGGUGCUAUGCUUUGCAAGAAGAAUUUGUUGCUGAACAACUAUUUCAAAAUUCUGCACUUUCUUCAGAUGAUCUUCUUUCGAUUAUUUAUUCCACAUUCUCGUAUUCAAAGGAUCAUAUUGUGCCAUUUGUCUCUUCUAUCUUUCUGCGUAGGCUGCUUCAUCCUGGAGUAUAUCAUAAUUUUAUUCUCCGUUCAACUCUACUGGAUUACAACAGGCAUUGGACUGAUGCAGAAUUCCAGUCCUUGACUGUUGGUGGUCUGAAGAGAGAAGUUUGUUCGCUAAUUGAACAUGAGGCUGUCGGUGAAAUUCCAACAUCAAUGUUUUCUUCAUGGAAACAUUUCUGUGCUCGCUAUUUUCACAAUUGGUGCGCGCAGAAUCCACCUUCUGGUUUUUUAGUUCAGUCCUCUGCUGGUGUUAUUGGUUUAAUAAGAAAGAAUUCGAUAUCAUUAUUCCGUGACGUGGAGAAAAUUGAGGUGCUUAUUGAUGGCUCUGCUGAUGAAUUUCUUGAUUUGAUCAGCUUUGAAUUGGAGUUAGCUAAUGAUAAUACUGAGCGUGAGAUUCUUAUGGAAGUGCUUAGAUGCAUCAUAAUUAUGAGCCAACAAUUUGGGAAAGCAGCUUCUGCUAUAUUUUAUGAAUCAAUUAUUGGCACAUCAAAUAUUUCAUCUGAAGAUAUUGUUCCUCGCUUGCUCAAGAUUCUGGAAACUGGAUACAGUUCAAUGGUGUCAUCAUUUCACGCAUCUAAUCUUGGACGUGACUUUGCUUUGCAAAAGGAACAAGCAGAUCAUAAAAAUUUGAGGAAAUUCUCAGUUAAAAUGUUAUUUUCUCUCCAUGCUUUACACAAUAAAGCUGAUUCAUGGGACAAAAUCUUGACUAUAAUAGAGAGCUAUCUGCAAUUUCUUGUACCCAAAAAGGUCAUACAAAAAUUAGAUGCUGGUAUGUCAUUUGAUAUCAACAUUUCCAUUUUGGUCCAGGCUACUUCUCAAAUUGCUAAGUUGAUGUUUGAUUCUGCAUUGGACGUUCUUCUAUUUGUGAGUUACCUUCUCAAUAUUAGUGGACAGAUAAAUUUGUUGCCUGAUGAGAUAUCAAAAAUACAACUUGAGCUUGUUCCAAUGGUUCAAGAAAUUGUUUUUGAGUGGUCGAUUAUUCAUUUCCUUUGUACGAUUCCAUCCGAAUCUCCUGCAAUUGAAGAUUUCAGUUCCCAGCUCUCAUCACUGCAAAUAGAUGGGAGCACAGAUAGACGAUCAUGGAAUGGGAAACUGGGUAAAUGUGAUUAUACAUUGGCUUUUAUACUUGCAGUAACAAGUCAAACCUCCUCCUCUAGAGACACAAAUGAACCUUCUUCACAUCUCCCAAAUCCAGAGAACAUCCUUAGUUUAGUGCAGAACUUUACUAGCUGGAUUAUUUGGGGACAGUCUAGGGAAGAAUCUAAUUCUUUCUUAAAGCGGUCAAAUGAACUUGCAAUUAUUCUCCUUAGGCAUAGCCAGUAUGAAGCUGUUGAGUACCUGCUAAAUAUUGUGGAGUCCAACUUACGAAGGGAGAAAAUUUAUAAAACUAUUCAAGACACUGAUGGCAAUUGGUGUGUGCUUCAACAUCUUUUGGGAUGUUGUCUCCUUGCUCAGGGGCGAUAUGGAUUCCAAGGAAUCAUGAAAGAAAGGAAAGUCUGUGAGGCUAUUCGCUGUUUUUUCAGAGCUUCUUCUGGGCAAGGAGCUUUGGAAGCUUUGCAGGCUUUGUCUCAUGAUGCUGGACUGCCACACAUUGGUUUUGGUAACUUAUUGGAGGGCUUUGUAUCAUCUGCUGCAUGGAAGCUUCAUUACUAUCAAUGGGCCAUGCAGUUAUUUGAGCAAUACAACAUUGGUGAGGGUGCCUAUCAGUUUGCUCUGGCAGCACUUGAGCAGGUUGAUGAAGCUCUAAGUCAGAAAGGUUCUUGUGAAAGAGAGUUGCUCAAUGAAUCAGACACUUCCAUCAAAGGACGACUUUGGGCUAAUGUCUUUAAGUUUACUUUGGAUCUCAAUCACUUAUAUGAUGCAUAUUGUGCCAUACUUUCUAAUCCAGAUGAGGAUAGCAAGUAUAUCUGUCUGAGGCGUUUCAUAAUAGUUCUUUAUGAGCGUGGAGCUAUGAAGGUACUUUGUGGUGGUCAAAUACCUUUUAUAGGAUUAGGAGAGAAGAUUGAACAAGAGCUUGUAUGGAAGGCUGCACGUUCAGAUAUCAUGACGAAGCCAAACCCCUAUAAGUUACUGUAUGCAUUUGAAAUGCAUCGGCAUAACUGGCGAAAGGCGGCGACCUACAUGUACUCCUACUCAACUCGCUUGAGAACUGAAGUAGUUCUGAAAGAUCACCAGCAUAUAUCACUAGUACUGCAAGAGAGGCUUAAUGGGCUUAGUGCUACUAUCAAUGCACUCCGUCUUGUUCAUCCAGCUUAUGCUUGGAUUGAUCCUCUGCUCGAGGAAAAUUCUCUUAAUGAGUGCUAUCCUAGCAAAAAAGCCAAAAAAACAGAGGAUCAACAAUUUGGCAGUGAUAUUCAGCCCCAAAGGCCGAACUUCUACAUUGACGUUGAGAAAGUUGAAAAUGAGUUUGUGUUAACUUCAGCGCAAUAUUUGCUGUCAUUAGUCGAUGUCAAAUGGAUAUUCAGUGGAACAGAUUAUGCUCCGUCAGAUUUGGUUGAUCUCUUGGUUCAAUCAAAUAUAUAUGAUAUGGCAUUUACAGUCCUUCUAAGAUUCUGGACUGGUUCUGGGUUGAAGAGGGAAUUUGAAAAAAUUUUCUCUGCUAUGUCUUUAAAAUGCUGUCCAAAUACGUCAGGCUUCUCAUCUGCUGGAAAUGAUUUGAAGAAUCGUGGUCUUUUAUUGACAUCCUCGAAUGAAGAUGUGGUUGUUCAUGGUUCACCUGAUAUAGGCUUUAUGUCUCAUCAGUUUGGAGCAACUAUGCAAUGGGAAACUCUUGAACUUUAUCUUGAAAAAUAUAAGGCCUUUCAUGCUGGAUUGCCAGUAACUGUUGCUGAAACACUUCUUCGUACAGAUCCUUGGAUUGAGUUACCACUGUGGCUAGUACAUAUGUUCAAGGAUUUUAGAAGGGAAAGGACCUGGGGGAUGACUGGCCAAGAAUCAAACCCUGCAUCUUUGUUGCGGCUGUAUGUUAAUUAUGGACGAUUUAUGGAUGCUACAAAUUUAUUGCUAGAGUAUAUGGAAUCAUUUGCAUCAGUGAGACCAUCGGACCUGAUACAUCGGAAAAGGCCAUUUGCAGCAUGGUUCCCAUACUCAACAAUAGAGAGGCUAUGGUGCCAGCUUGAUGAAUUAAUCAAUUCAGGCCACAUGGUUGAGCAAUGUCAUAAGCUUAAAAAGCUAUUACAUGGAGCUUUGCUGAAUCAUCUAAAGAUACUAAAGGUGGAUUCGGAUGAUACAUUAUCUUCUGCUGCCUGUUAACAUUAAAAAAUGCCUGUGAAGCUAAAGGACAGAUUGGGGACAACUGUGGUGACCUAGAUUUGGUGAGUACAUAAGUUUGCUCUCACGAGAAGAUAAUGGUAGAGUCAUUGAUCGGAAUUGAGGAUGAACGCUGAUGAUCCGAGGGGUAAAUGACAAAACUCACCAUUGUAUGCCAUGUGCCAGCAAUUUCUCUACAUUCAGAGAACUGGUUCAUGCCUUUGCCUUUACCUCUUUCCAGGGUGAAGGUUUAAUAUAAGAUUAUGUACAUUAAACGCUCAAUAGUGUCAAUAACUUUAGCACUUGGUUUUCUCUCCCUCUCCCUCUUCUCAUGUAUAGUUGCAUUCUGAGAAUAUAUCUUAUCAAUGCAGAAUCUGUAUGUUAUUUGUUUCAAA